GAAGCGGAGUAGGAAGCGGCCGCGAUGUCCUUUUGUGUCCUACAAGCCGCCGGCGGCGCCGCCAAGUGAGGGGACGCGGCGCGGCGGCCCGGCCCGAGGAGGCGGCCCCGGCUCACCCGGCGCUCCGGGCCGCCCGGCCCCCAUGCCCGCCCGCCCGCCCCGCCGGAGCCCCAGGUGACCAGCGCCAUGUCCAGCCAGGUGGUGGGCAUCGAGCCGCUCUACAUCAAGGCGGAGCCUGCCAGCCCCGACAGCCCCAAGGGGUCCUCGGAGACCGAGACCGAGCCCUCGGUGGCCCUGGCCCCCGGCCCAGCUCCCAGCCGUUGCCACCCUGGCCACAAGGAGGAGGAGGACGGGGAGGGGGCUGGGCCCGGGGAGCAGGGCGGGGGGAAGCUCGUGCUCAGCUCCCUGCCCAAGCGUCUGUGCCUGGUCUGCGGGGACGUGGCCUCCGGCUACCACUACGGCGUGGCCUCCUGCGAGGCCUGCAAGGCUUUCUUCAAGAGGACCAUCCAGGGGAGCAUCGAGUACAGCUGUCCGGCCUCCAAUGAGUGUGAGAUCACCAAGCGGAGACGCAAGGCCUGCCAGGCCUGCCGCUUCACCAAGUGCCUGCGGGUGGGCAUGCUCAAGGAGGGGGUGCGUCUGGACCGCGUCCGAGGCGGGCGGCAGAAAUACAAGCGGCGACCAGAGGUGGACCCACUGCCCUUCCCGGGACCUUUCCCCGCCGGACCCCUGGCCGUGGCUGGAGGCCCUCGGAAAACGGCCGCCCCAGUGAAUGCGCUGGUGUCCCACCUGCUGGUGGUGGAGCCAGAGAAGCUGUAUGCCAUGCCUGACCCUGCCGGCCCCGACAACCACCUCCCCGCCGUGGCCACCCUCUGUGACCUGUUUGACCGAGAGAUUGUGGUCACCAUCAGCUGGGCCAAGAGCAUCCCAGGCUUCUCGUCCCUGUCGCUGUCAGACCAGAUGUCCGUGCUGCAGAGCGUGUGGAUGGAGGUGCUGGUGCUGGGUGUGGCACAGCGCUCCUUACCGCUGCAGGACGAGCUGGCCUUCGCGGAGGAUCUGGUCCUGGACGAAGAGGGAGCUCGGGCAGCCGGCCUGGGGGAGCUGGGGGCCGCCCUGCUGCAGCUGGUGCGGCGGCUGCAGGCGCUGAGACUGGAGCGGGAGGAGUACGUGCUGCUGAAGGCCUUGGCCCUGGCCAACUCAGACUCGGUGCACAUCGAAGACGCCGAGGCGGUAGAGCAGCUGCGGGAAGCUCUGCACGAGGCCCUGCUGGAGUACGAGGCGGGCCGGGCAGGCCCCGGCGGCGGCGCGGAGCGGCGGCGGGCGGGCAGGCUGCUGCUCACGCUGCCGCUCCUCCGCCAGACGGCGGGCAAAGUGCUGGCCCAUUUCUACGGGGUGAAGCUGGAGGGCAAGGUGCCCAUGCACAAGCUCUUCUUGGAGAUGCUUGAGGCCAUGAUGGACUGAGACAAGGGGUGGGCACGGGUGGGGGUGCUGGCAGGUCCCGCCCAGCAUGAGGGUCAGCCCUGACAGGGCAGAGCUGGGGCCUGGGCAGUGCCACAGCCUGCUGUCAGGGCCGGGACCCAACACCAUCAAUUCCUGGGAGUGGGCCCUAUGCCCUCCCCUCCCCCUCUCCUCCAGGGGGUGUUGGAAGCUGGGAAUGUGUGUGCCCAGGUUCUGGGCACAGUGCUGCCCCUUGCAAGCCAUAACAUGCCCCCCAAGAGUGUAGGGGGCCUUGCGGAAGCCAUAGGGGGCUGCAGGGGACACACGGGGCAGAGCUGGGGCAGAGGGGCUGAAGCCUGAUCUCAGGGAGGGAAGGGAGUGGAGGCCGUCGUCUCCCAGUGGGCGAUGCUUUUGCUGCUGCUUAUUCCGCCCCCCCCUCCAGAGCAGAGGGGGGUUUGGAGAGCAAAGGCCCCCCUCGCUCCUCUCCUCACUUGCAUUGGGCAUUACCGCCCCCCUUGAAGCAAUAACUCCCAGCAGGCUCCAGCCCCUGGACCCCUGGGGUGGCCAGGGCCCCCCUACCCCCACCAGCUCCCACCCAGCCUCCUCGGGGAGGGAGAGCACUGCCUCUAUGCCCUGCAGAGCAAUAACACUAUAUUUAUUU
Molecule: messenger RNA, 2095 nt
Organism: Erinaceus europaeus (western European hedgehog)
Lineage: Eukaryota; Metazoa; Chordata; Mammalia; Eulipotyphla; Erinaceidae
Gene: ESRRA
Product: estrogen related receptor alpha
Exons: 7
Coding region: 187-1458 (423 amino acids)
Biological process (GO): regulation of DNA-templated transcription
Cellular component (GO): nucleus
Molecular function (GO): sequence-specific DNA binding; nuclear steroid receptor activity; zinc ion binding
Source: RefSeq, a predicted model, not a curated record